GUGGCAGAAUUUAUUGAUGAGCGUCCAGAUGAAGUGAAGCUCAUGGAGGAAUUCCGAACAAAUACUAAGUGGAAACUUCUAGGAGACCAGAACGAAGACUCGCAGAGUUCGGAUAUUUCAGUACCUGCCAAAUUUACCUUGAGGCGACAGCGCCACGACUCCCCGGACAGCUCGCCGCCAAGGAGACUGCGGCACGACUCCCCAGACAAAUCGCCUCCAGGGCAACAGCGCCACGACUCCCCGGAUCUGUCCCCUCCCAGGCGGGAGAGAAACAAUUCCCCCAACUUUUUGCCUCCCAGGCGACAGCGCCACGACUCCCCAGACCUCUCCCCGCCAAGAAGGAAGCGCCACGACUCUCCAGACCUCUCUCCCCCAAGGCGACCUCCCAGGCGACAGCGUCACGACUCCCCAGAUGUCUCUCCAAAGAGAGUCAAGCAAUCUCAGCUCAGGCACGGUGUCUCUGACAAGUCCUCAUCACGUCAGAAGCGUCAGGCUACUCCAGAUCUGUCCCCUCCACGGAAGAAGAGGUACGAUUCUGACCCAGAUUCGUCACCGCCUCGGAGAAAGAGGACUGGGUCACCUAGUCUGAAAAAGCAGAGCAGAACAAAAGGUGCUUCUCCAGCCACGAAAAAGCUUAGGCAGGUGCCCUCUCCUCAGAGGUGCCUGAGGCACGACUCUGACUCUCCAUCUCCACGGAGGGGUACCCGGAAUGCCUCUGAUGCAGACCACUCUGAUUUAUCUCCUCCACGACGGACUCUGCCAGCCGGAAAGGAUCAGCACAGUUCAAGGAGUCCCCCUGACCUCUCACCUCAUCGCCACCGUGACGCUAAGGGAUCUCCCAAGAAGGCAAACGUGAUGUUAUCUGGGGUCAAAGCUGGCUUGGUGUCAGCUGAUGUGCUGCGGAGGGAACAGCAGGAGCUCAGGAGGCAUGAGAGAAGUAAUAAGCACUUGGAAGAGGAAUCCCGACACUCUGAGACCGUCUUCCGAGACAAGUCAGGCCGCAAGAGGGACCUCGCGCAGGAGCGGCUGGAGCAGAGGCAGAAAGCUGAAGCGAAGUCCGAGAGAGACGAGCAAUACGCCAGAUGGGGUAAAGGGCUAGCGCAGGGGAGGCAACAGCAGCAGAACGUGGAAGAUGCAAUAAAAGAGAUGCAGAAGCCGUUGGCCCGUUAUAUUGAUGACCAGGAUCUGGAUCGAAUGCUGAGAGAACAAGAGAGAGAAGGAGACCCCAUGGCUGACUUCAUCAAAAAAAGGAAGGCCAAAGAGAACAAAGAAAAGAAAGAAAAACCUAGGUACAAUGGACCAGCACCUCCACUCAACAGAUUUAAUAUAUGGCCCGGGCAUCGCUGGGACGGUGUGGACAGGUCCAACGGAUUCGAGCAGCAGCGCUUUGUCCGGAUAGCCAACAAGAAGGCAGUUCAGGAGCUUGCGUACAAGUGGAGCGUCGAGGACAUGUAG
This is a messenger RNA of Fulmarus glacialis (Northern fulmar), 1455 nucleotides long. It is a transcript of the gene BUD13, whose product is annotated as BUD13 homolog (S. cerevisiae). Gene Ontology annotation, molecular function: RNA binding. NCBI's taxonomy places the organism in Eukaryota, Metazoa, Chordata, Aves, Procellariiformes, Procellariidae. The record is from RefSeq and is a predicted model, not a curated record. Gene Ontology annotation, biological process: mRNA splicing, via spliceosome. Gene Ontology annotation, cellular component: U2-type spliceosomal complex; RES complex.